Messenger RNA from Eufriesea mexicana, 987 nucleotides. RefSeq names its product trypsin-1-like. The coding region runs from base 1 to 987 and encodes 328 amino acids. The record is from RefSeq and is a predicted model, not a curated record. Gene Ontology annotation, molecular function: serine-type endopeptidase activity. The transcript is spliced from 6 exons. Gene Ontology annotation, biological process: proteolysis. Lineage: Eukaryota; Metazoa; Arthropoda; Insecta; Hymenoptera; Apidae.
AUGUCUCGACGGAAGAUGCCGAGGGGAACGUGGACCCUGGGAUUGAUCUUGUUGCUCUUUGCUCACGUCGCCUGUUUGAAUGUUAAGUUCCUGCAAGACAAUUCGAUGACCACUGCGAAUUAUGGUACCACGAAUUCGAGCCGAAAUCGAAAGAGCAAGUUCUUGUUCGACGAAUUGUUUGGCCUUGACAUUAGUGGCGCCCUGGACGAUGAUGAGGGGGUGACAAGGAACUGCACGUGUGAAUGCGGUGUGUCCAAUCAGGAGGAUCGAAUCGUCGGCGGGCGACCAACAACCCCGAACAAAUACCCCUGGGUGGCGAGGCUCGUGUACGAGGGUCGAUUCCAUUGCGGAGCCAGCCUCGUUAACAAUGAUUACGUUCUUACUGCUGCUCACUGUGUACGUAGGUUAAAGCGGUCAAAGAUCCGUGUAGUACUGGGUGAUUACGAUCAACACGUAAACACCGACGGACGAGCCAUAAUGAGAGCAGUAAGCGCCAUAAUUCGUCACAGAAAUUUCGACAUGAAUUCGUACAACCAUGACGUUGCGUUGUUGAAGCUUCGAAAAUCUGUGAAAUUUACCAAAACUAUCAAACCAGUAUGUCUGCCUCGAACAGGUAGCGACCCAGCUGGUAAAGAAGGCACCGUGGUUGGCUGGGGUCGGACGUCAGAAGGAGGUACGCUGGCUGGACAAGUGCACGAGGUGCAAGUGCCGAUAUUAAGUCUGAUACAGUGCCGUAAGAUGAAAUAUCGAGCUAAUCGAAUCACGGACAACAUGCUUUGCGCUGGUCGGGGCAGUCAAGAUUCUUGUCAGGGUGACAGCGGCGGUCCUCUUCUUGUGCAGGAAGGCGACAGGCACGAAAUAGUUGGUAUAGUUUCUUGGGGUGUUGGUUGUGGAAGACCGGGAUACCCUGGAGUGUACACAAGAGUAACUAGGUAUCUAAACUGGAUCAAUACGAACAUGAAAGAAGGAUGUAUAUGUGCAAAUUAA